Molecule: messenger RNA, 1602 nt
Organism: Galeopterus variegatus (Sunda flying lemur)
Lineage: Eukaryota; Metazoa; Chordata; Mammalia; Dermoptera; Cynocephalidae
Product: CWF19-like protein 2
Exons: 10
Biological process (GO): mRNA splicing, via spliceosome
Cellular component (GO): post-mRNA release spliceosomal complex
Source: RefSeq, a predicted model, not a curated record
UUUACGAUGACAACAACUAUGGCGGCCGCCAGUGGUAGAUUUGAAAGUGCGAAGAGUAUCGAAGAUCAUAAAGAACAGACCCGGAUUGCCAGAGCCGAGGUGUUGCGCCAGGCUAAAGCCAAUUUUGAAAAAGAAGAACGGCGUAAAGAACUUAAGCGACUCCGGGGUGAGGAUACCUGGAUGCUACCUGAUGUGAAUGAGCGAAUUGAACAAUUCUCACAGGAACAUUCUGUGAAGAAAACGAAGAAAAAAGACAAGCAUUCAAAGAAAGAGAAGAAAAAAAAGAGCAAGAAACAGAAAUAUGAAAAAAACAAUGAUUCAUCUGAUAGUUCAUCAAGCUCUGAAGAUGAGUGGGUUGAGGCUGUUCCAUCCCAGACUCCUGGCAAGGGAAAGGCCUGGAAAGUGAAAGAUGAAAAGUCUGAAAAAGAAGAUGACAAUCAAGUUAUUCAGAGGGAUGAGUGGAUGACUGUUGAUUUUAUGUCUGUUAAAACUGUGUCAUCAUCAUCACUCAAAGCUGAAAAGGAAACUAUAAGGAAAAUAGAACAAGAGAAAACCCAAGCACUUGAACAGUCCAAACUGCUGGAAAGAGAAUUGAAUCCAUUCUGGAAGGAUGGUGGGACAGGUCUUCCACCAGAAGACUGUAGUGUAUCAUCACUUAUUAAAGUUUCAGUAGUAGAAGACGGUGGAUUAAGUUGGCUAAGGAAAUCUUAUCAACGAAUGAAGGAACAAGCUGAGAAACAAAAUAGAAAUUUUGAGGAUGUUGUAGCUGAAAGAUAUGGGUCAAUGGAAGUAUUUCAGUUGAAAUUAGAAGAAGCUGAAAAAACUGCUUCCACAAAAGAGGAUCAUAGACGAGAACGGUGGAGGAAACCAACAUAUUCAGAUAAAGCACAAAGUAGUCAAGAAAAUAGAAAAUCAGACUUAGUAAAAUAUCAAGAAAGUUCAAGGGAUAGAUAUGCUACAACAGAUAUUGCAAACAAUAGCAAUAAAGAUAAGUUUACUGGUGAUGAAAAAGAUAAAAGAUCUGGGUCUUUAGAAAGACAUGGAAGAGAAUCCAAUCCAAGGCAAAAUCAAGAGCUUUCUUCUCCAGGUGAUUUGAGACAUAAAUUCUUAAGACCCUCUGAUGAUGAAGAACUGUCAUUUCGCAGCAAGGGCAGAAAUUUUCAACCAUCUAGUUUACCUUCAGCAUUGGUAGCUCAGGGUUCUUUGCGUUGUGGUUUUCGAAAACCCACUGAGAACCGUGAAGAGAGUUUAACAUCAUGGAGUCAAUCUAAUGGGAGAGAAGGAGACAAGAAACAUUCAAAUCAAAAGCCACUGGAAACCAGUAGCAGUGUUGAACACCAACAUAUUCCAGAGGACAUGAGAGAAAAAUCAGAAGAUGAAAGCCUGAGAAGUGACACAAAGUCUACAUUUGCUGGUAGUCCAGAGGAUGAGUCCAUCCACAUCCUGAGUGUUGAUGAGAAGAACAAGUUGGGAGCCAAGAUUAUCAAGGCAGAGAUGAUGGGGAAUAUGGAAUUAGCUGAACAACUUAAAGCUCAACUUGAAAAGGCAAAUAAAUUCAAAGAAACUGUGACACAGAUAUCAUCAAAAAAAUCUGGGGUAGAG